This is a messenger RNA of Diabrotica virgifera virgifera (western corn rootworm), 1287 nucleotides long. RefSeq lists its product as uncharacterized. The coding region runs from base 1 to 1287 and encodes 428 amino acids. NCBI's taxonomy places the organism in Eukaryota, Metazoa, Arthropoda, Insecta, Coleoptera, Chrysomelidae. The transcript has 2 exons. The record is from RefSeq and is a predicted model, not a curated record.
AUGUAUGUAGACGAUUUUAUUAGCAGUUUUCCAAAUGUUUCUGAAGCUAUAGUUACACACACUCAGUUAGUGAAUUUGUUUCAAAAAGGUGGUUUUAAAUUAACCAAAUGGAUGUCGAACUCGAACGAUCUACUAUCGACAAUCCCCGAACCCCUUCAAUUGGUCAAAACCAAACAAUUUGAUAAGUCAGUCUCCAAAGUGUUAGGAUUGCAAUGGGAAGAAAAAUGUGACAAUUUUAGUUUUGGGUUAGAAAUACCCUCAUCGACCCGUUGUACAAAAAGAAACAUGCUCUCACUUGUUGCUCGUAUGUUUGAUCCCUUGGGAUUCCUAUCUCCUAUAACCCUCUUGCUUAAAAUUUGGAUAAAGAAACUUUGGACUCUAAAGGUAGAUUGGGAUAGUACCGUACCAAAAGAAAUCGAAAUAGCAUGGGAAAAGUUUCAAAAUGAAUUUCAUGUCCUAUACAAAAUACAAAUUCCACGCCAUAUAGCAGUUACACCUAAUUCGUCGUUGUCUUUUGUAGGAUUUUCAGACGCAAGUGCUGCUGGAUACGCAGCCAUUGUUUAUUCCAGGGUUGUUAAUUGUACAGGUCAAGUUAAAGUUACUUUACUGUACUCUCAAUCUAAAGUAUCUCCAAUGUCUAAAAUAACUCUUCCUCGAUUAGAGCUUUGUGGAGCGCUUCUUCUCUCAAAGCUUCUUUCACAUGCUAUUGAAACUUAUUCUCCUAGACAUAAUAUUGAUAAAAUUUUUGCCUUAAGUGAUUCCAUGAUUGUAUUAAAUUGGAUAAAGUCCUCAGAGAAAAAUCUCAAAAUAUUUGUUCAAAAUAGAGUUGUUACAAUUCAUAAGAUGGUUCCGUCAGAGUAUUGGUUUUUUGUUCCUGGAAAGGAAAAUGUUGUUGAUUGCGCCUCUCGAGGUUUGUUUCCUUCUUCGUUAGUCAACCAUUCCACAUGGUUUACUGGUCCAAAUUGGUUACUGUUGGAGCCAGAAUAUUGGCCUAUUCAGUCUGUCAACGGACAGGAAAUUAUGAUUUGUGAUUCUGAAUAUAGAUCACAAACCUUCUUUGAUGAACUUAGAAAAAUGAUUGAUGACACGGCUUUAAAAAAAUUUGAAAUUCCUAAAUUUCCUUGUCAUUUGCAAGCAGUGGAAAGAUAUGUCAAACUAGAGACAGAUGCAUCAUUAUGGGUUUGUGGAGCUGAAGCAAGAGAUGAAUUCAGAAGAAAUCGAGUUUUGUCAAGAAAAGUAUUACCUAAGUUUGAAACAAAAUCCGAUUGUUUUCAAACUUUACAGUAA